This is a messenger RNA of Pyricularia oryzae 70-15, 1700 nucleotides long. RefSeq names its product glutamine synthetase. The transcript is spliced from 5 exons. Gene Ontology annotation, molecular function: glutamine synthetase activity. Lineage: Eukaryota; Fungi; Ascomycota; Sordariomycetes; Magnaporthales; Pyriculariaceae. The coding region runs from base 345 to 1418 and encodes 357 amino acids. Gene Ontology annotation, cellular component: cytoplasm. The record is from RefSeq and is a predicted model, not a curated record.
UGGGGAUUCAUGACAGGGUCUUGAAAGGGUCGUGUGAGAGACAAUAUUUGCCGUACGUAUAAAAGCCUUGGGUUCCCUUUCCCCUAACAUGGUAUUUUCUGAAUCAUCUUCUGUAUUAAGAAUCUGCAAAUACCAUCCAGUCAGUCUUAUUAUCCAAAGCAAUUGGCUUACUAUAUUUUGGCCCAAAUACCCUCACCUACUACUACAUCAUCUCAAGUAUAGAUCUCACAAAACCAAACGAUCGCCAACACUUUACCUGACGCCAGCCGCUAGAAGCAACCAUCCUCCUCGCUCCAUAUUACAACUUUAUUAUAUCUCUGAGACAUUCAGACCGUCCCGCAAAAAUGGCGACACAACAGGUAUCAUAUGUCCAAAAUUUGGCAAAAUACAUGUCACUGGACCAAAAGGGCUCCAUUAUGGCAGAGUACGUCUGGAUUGACAGUGAAGGUGGCGUCCGCUCAAAAUCAAGGACCCUCAAGGAACAAAAAUAUGAGCCCAAGGACCUGCCCACAUGGAACUUUGACGGCUCCUCAACGGGCCAGGCGGGAGGCGACAAUUCGGACGUGUUCCUCAAGCCCGUUGCCGUCUACCCGGAUCCGUUCCGCGGUGAGCCCAACAUCAUCGUCCUGGCCGAGUGCUGGGACUCGGACGGCACACCGAACAAGUUCAACCACCGCCAUGAAGCUGCCAAGCUGAUGGAGGCCCACGCCGAACACGAGCCUUGGUUUGGCCUCGAGCAGGAAUACACCCUCCUCAACCUUGAGGACAGGCCGUUCGGCUGGCCCAAGAAUGGCUUCCCGGCUCCCCAGGGACCGUAUUACUGCGGUGUUGGUGCCGGCAAGGUCGUCCAGAGGGAUAUCGUCGAGGCACAUUACAAAGCGUGCUUAUAUGCGGGUGUUAAGAUUUCGGGAACAAAUGCCGAGGUCAUGCCGGCACAAUGGGAGUUCCAGGUCGGCCCAUGUGAGGGCAUCGAGAUGGGCGACCACCUCUCAAUAGCACGCUUCCUCCUGCACCGCGUGGCAGAAGAAUUCGGAGCCAAGGUUUCGUUCGACCCCAAGCCCAUCCCGGGCGACUGGAACGGCGCCGGCCUGCACAGCAACUUCUCCACCAAGGAGAUGCGCGUCGACGGCGGCAUGAAGCACAUCGAGGCCGCCAUUAAGAAGCUCGAGGGCAGGCAUAAGGAGCAUAUUGCCGUUUACGGCGAGGGCAACGAAAAGCGCCUGACGGGCUCCCACGAGACGGGCAGCAUCGAGGAGUUCUCUUACGGCAUCGCCAACCGCGGCGCCAGCAUCCGCAUCCCCCGGGAGUGUGCCGCAAAGGGCUACGGUUACUUUGAGGACCGCAGGCCCGCCAGUAAUGCUGAUCCUUACCAGAUUACCGGCAUUAUCAUGGAGACCUGCUUUGGUGCAGUGAACUAACGUAGAUGUUAGCGUUGUUUGGUUUCUCGUUUACAUGUUUAGGGCAGUGAGGUUGCCGUAGGACAUCUUUUUUUUUUUUAAAAAAAAAAAUAAGACAUUCUUUAAAUACAUUGUUACCCCAAGAAACAUCACAUGAUUCAUUUUCCAUUUUAGUCGAUUUGUUUCUGGUGGAUCAUGAGCAGUACCCCUUUGAAUAAUAGUUAUGAUGAUUUAUACCAAGCAUAUGCACGCAGUAAUAUGUUACGCCUAUCAAAUAUAAUCAUGAGAUGUGUUGUACUUCGA